Messenger RNA from Lobosporangium transversale, 843 nucleotides. Its product is annotated as P-loop containing nucleoside triphosphate hydrolase protein. Bases 212 to 805 code for a protein of 197 amino acids. NCBI's taxonomy places the organism in Eukaryota, Fungi, Mortierellomycota, Mortierellomycetes, Mortierellales, Mortierellaceae. The record is from RefSeq and is a predicted model, not a curated record. Gene Ontology annotation, molecular function: ATP hydrolysis activity; ATP binding. The transcript is spliced from 4 exons.
UCUGGUAAUAGGGUAUGUGCAAAUAUGAAUAACGGACAUAUUAAUUUAAUAAUAUUAUUAUUCGUCUCGGCAAUUAACAAUUACUAUCUAUCAAGCUGAUCCCAUUCCUUGUUUUAUCCCACUUUAGUAAAUCUACUCUGCUCAAGUGCAUCAACCAGACCAUUUCUAUGGAUGAAGGUCAGGUUUGGCUGAAUGACAAAACUCCGGAUCAAUGGGCAUCCCAACAUGGCGAAGUUUAGUCAUGUAUAUCCCUCAACGCACCGCUGUCAUGGAAGGAACGCCUCUCGAUUUCGUAGAAGUGAUUCGAAAGUUCCAAACUCACAAAAAUAACACCGAUUAUUACGAUGACCCCGUCCAAGUUGCACUAGACUGGGGUGUUCGACCCGAUCUCUGGCAUAGCAAGUGGAAUACUCUCUCUGGAGGAGAGAUACAACGAAUCGCUCUCGCUAUCGGAUGCUCUUUCCGUCCAGAAGUCCUGCUUCUUGAUGAACCCACAUCAGCGUUGGAUGAAGAAAGUUGUGACAAGGUCGAGGAGACCCUUCGAGGACUCAACUGUAUCUGGGUCACUCAUAAUCCUCACCAAGCCAAGCGUAUCUCUAGCGCAGGAACAUUGCAAAUGCGUGAAGGCGAUAACAGCGAACCUGGCAGCCCUUUGAGCGUAACUAUAGAGAGCAAUCGUGAUCAUGGGGAUGGACACGUUAAACCAAAUGGAAGCAAGCAUAACAAGGCCUCAGGCCAUUCAAAAUCUUCCUCAAAUGCUUCUUCCUCAAGCUCUUCUUCCUCCAAGACCGCUGGUGCCCAUUAAUAGUAUUUUUGCCGGUGACUCUACAUUUUAACAUAGGA